CUUGCCGUCUGUUGCCACAGUGAUUAUGACGCUAGAGAGGCUAGUUCAGAUUAGCCAGUCUAACAUUUAGCUAGCAAGUAAGCUAGCAAACGUUACUAAACUAACGUUAAGCCGAAGGGUUUAUUACCUGCAGUCAUGUCAUCUAUUUUAGAUGCUCUCUGGGAGGACAGAGACGUUAGAUUCGACAUAACAGCACAGCAGAUGAAAACUCGUCCAGGAGAAGCACUAAUAGACUGUCUGGACUCCAUAGAAGACACGAAAGGAAACAACGGAGAUCGAGGACGACUGUUGGUAACAAACCUGAGAAUCAUUUGGCAUUCUUCGGCCCUGCCAAGAGUCAAUUUGUCUGUGGGUUACAACUCCAUCAUUAACAUCACAACAAGGACAGCUAACUCAAAACUGAGAGGCCAAACUGAAGCGCUCUACAUCUUGACAAAGUCCAACAACACAAGAUUUGAGUUCAUUUUCACCAAUGUGGUUCCAGGGAGUCCACGGCUCUUCACUUCUGUUAUUGCUGUCCACAGGGCCUAUGAGACAUCGAAAAUGUACAGGGACCUGAAAUUGCGAGCUGCUCUCAUUCAAAAUAAACAGCUGAGGCUCUUGCCCCGAGAGCAAGUUUAUGAUAAAAUUAAUGGAGUUUGGAAUUUAUCCAGUGAUCAGGGUAAUCUUGGAACCUUCUUUAUCACCAAUGUUCGGAUCGUGUGGCAUGCCAAUAUGAACGAGAGCUUCAAUGUCAGCAUUCCUUACCUUCAGAUUUGGUCCAUCAGAAUAAGAGACUCAAAGUUUGGAUUGGCUUUGGUGAUAGAGAGUUCACGCCAGAGUGGUGGCUAUGUGCUCGGGUUUAAGAUUGACCCUGUGGAUAAGCUUCAAGACGCACUCAAGGAAAUCAACUCAUUGCAUAAGGUGUACUCUGCCAACCCCAUCUUUGGAGUGGACUAUGAAAUGGAAGAAAAGCCCCAGCCGUUGGAAGAACUGACAGUGGAACAGCCUUUCGAUGACGUGGAAAUUGAGCCCGAUGAGCAGACCGAUGCUUUCACGGCUUACUUUGCUGAUGGAAAUAAGCAACAAGACCGUGAGCCAAUUUUCUCUGAGGAGCUGGGCCUCGCUGUUGAGAAGCUGAAGGAUGGCUUCACACUUCAAGGACUGUGGGAAGUCAUGAGCUGAAAUAAUAUGAAACCUAUUUAUUUAUAUGUCAGGUUAAAAGUUGUACAGUUUAUGCAUAGGUACUUUUUGAUUAAAAAAAAAAAGAAAAAUAGAAAACACUAAAGUACA
This is a messenger RNA of Sander lucioperca (pikeperch), 1272 nucleotides long. It is a transcript of the gene bbs5, whose product is annotated as Bardet-Biedl syndrome 5. Gene Ontology annotation, biological process: intracellular transport; cilium assembly. The record is from RefSeq and is a predicted model, not a curated record. The coding region runs from base 136 to 1164 and encodes 342 amino acids. The transcript has 12 exons. Lineage: Eukaryota; Metazoa; Chordata; Actinopteri; Perciformes; Percidae. Gene Ontology annotation, cellular component: ciliary basal body; BBSome. Gene Ontology annotation, molecular function: phosphatidylinositol-3-phosphate binding.